AUGGAGAACAGCGCGCGCAAAGAUAAGCAAGAGGUGUUCGUCGAAGGGGAGCGAGGGGUACCUGCCCAGUUUGGCCAUGAAGGAGCCCCAGCCACUCUCAAAACCGAAGCUUCCAACUCAGAGUUUGCCUUCAACCCGUGCGAGUGCCCCAAAGAGAGCUACCCGCCCUCCUCACUCGCCUACUCCGGUAGUUUCUAUGUGGAGGCAUCUCAGGGGGCCCCGUGCAGCACAGAGACCCUGCUCAACAUGAUCACAGAGAUAGUGGGCAUCUCCACCAUGCCGCUCACAGAGACGCAGCACAGCGCCGGCAGCACCGUGGAUAGCAGCAGCGCCACUUUUGGGGAUCUGAGCGCCAAAAGGCACGCUUUCAGCUGCUCUCCCCCCACGUACACGCCCGACCAGACUUAUGCAGAGGAAAAGAAGUCCGAGCCGAAGUCCGAGGCAGCGUCCUUUCCUGUGGUGGUCAAGAACGAGUUCGAGAGCAGCUGUUAUGAAUGGGGCUUCAGCAGUAAAUCUGAUUGUCUUGAGAGCACCUUCCAGACCGAGACCUUUCCUAUGUCCAGUGACUUCCCGCCGGAGCAGCACGUUGACGUAAAAGAACUUUUGGACACGUUCCCUUCCAUGUGCCCUAACCCUGACAUGGAGUUCAAAGUGGAGGGAGGGAUAAAGCAGGAGCCCUGCUUCAAUGACACCUGCUCCAGCUACUCGAGCCCCCUGUACAACAGCUACCUGCCCCCGAUGGGCCUGUCCUCCAGCCAGCCUCAGUCAGAACCCCUCUACUCACCUCCCACGCUGCCAUCAACUAUUGACUCUAUCCUCUACUCUUCCCUGUUGCCAGAUUCUUUUGCCCAAAGUUACAGCUCACGCACAACCAAGACCCCCCGUGCGAGAAAGGCCCCUUCCACGUCCCACGGCCCAGCCAAAGAGAAACCCUUUACGUGCCCGAUGGAAAGUUGUGACCGGCGCUUUUCGCGCUCGGACGAGCUGAACCGCCAUAUCCGCAUCCACACCGGGCACAAGCCAUUCCAAUGCCGCAUUUGCCUGCGCAGCUUCAGCCGAAGUGACCACCUCACAACCCACACCAGGACUCACACAGGGGAGAAGCCAUUCUCCUGCGACGUCUGCGGGAAACGCUUUGCGCGCAGUGACGAAAGGAAACGGCACGGACGCGUCCACCUCAAACAAAAAGAGAAAAUGGAAAUAAAGCCACAGGUUUCGACAGGCGCAUGGCCUUUUGCUCUUCCCGAAGGCAUCUGA
Messenger RNA from Knipowitschia caucasica, 1257 nucleotides. The record is from the annotation of a GenBank genome assembly. Lineage: Eukaryota; Metazoa; Chordata; Actinopteri; Gobiiformes; Gobiidae.